AUGAUAGCCGUCCGGGACACCACCUGGAGGAAAGUUAAGAGGAGGGCGGAAGCCGGGGCCACCCUGUUGGUCCGGAGGAUCGAGGCGCUCGGACUCCGCGUGACACUCCACAAAACCGAGGCCCUCUGCUUCAAAGGGCCGAGGUGGAGAGUGCCCGCAGGAGCGACCCUCCGGAUCAACAGGGACGAGGUCGAGGUUAGGGCCCGGAUCAAAUAUCUUGGCCUUAUCCUCCCGAACCUGAGAGGUCCGGGCGUGCAGGUCAGACGACUGUAUGCCAUGGUCGUUCGCAGUAUGGCCCUGUACGGCGCGCCGAUAUGGGCAGAAGCCCUUGACGCGUCAAACAGGGCCCUCCUCCGCAGGCCGCAGCGCAUCGUUGCGGUGUGCGCAUGCAUGGCCUACCGCACGGUUGGCCAUGCAGCGGCCUGCGCUUUGGCCGGCACUCCCCCGUGGGAGAUAGAAGCGGGUGUGCUGGCCGAAGCGUACCGGGAGCGGGCCGAGCAGAGAGCUCGGGGCGAAGCCCCGGCUCCAGAGGAGCUCGCCCGGUCCCGGGCGGAGAGAAAGCGAACGACCAUAGAGCUGUGGGCUGCUGGCCUAGCGGACGCCAAAUACGGCGCCCGCACCAUAGAGGCCAUACGCCCACGGCUCUCGGACUGGUGCGGGUGGCGCCACGGCGCAAUGAAUUAUAGACUUUCCCAGAUUUUAACAGGUCACGGCUGCUUCGGGCGGUACCUUCACCGCAUCAGAAGAGAAGAGACGGCGUCGUGCCACGAGUGCGGCGCUGAUGAGGACACCGCGCAACACACUCUUCAGGUAUGCACAGCGUGGUCCGAAGAGCGCCGCACUCUGGCAGCGACGAUUGGUGAUGACCUCUCACUCCCAGGCGUAAUUCGCGCCAUGCUGGGCAGUGAGGGGUCAUGGGAGGCGGUUUCCAAAAUUACUAUUUCGCAGAAGGAGGAAAGGGAGCGAGAGCGCGAGGAUAAUCCCCUCGCAGGUUUCCCUUGUAUCGCUGGUUGUCGCUUCGAAGUCGACUCGAAGGUAGCUCAAACUGAACUGACUCGCUCGCCUCACUGCGGCUAUUUAUAUAGGCCGAGUCGAGUCCGAGACCAGUUUCCAAAAGGCGCGAACGUCAUCGACCGGUUUGGACGCUUCCGGAAAGAUGACUCAUUUCUCACGCUCGCGCGCCGCCGGUUUUCGAGAUACUUCCAGUUUUAUAAUUUCACAACAGUACCUCUAACGCCAUCUAGUGUUGAGUAA
Molecule: messenger RNA, 1254 nt
Organism: Papilio machaon (common yellow swallowtail)
Lineage: Eukaryota; Metazoa; Arthropoda; Insecta; Lepidoptera; Papilionidae
Exons: 1
Coding region: 1-1254 (417 amino acids)
Source: RefSeq, a predicted model, not a curated record